Molecule: messenger RNA, 3028 nt
Organism: Scomber japonicus (chub mackerel)
Lineage: Eukaryota; Metazoa; Chordata; Actinopteri; Scombriformes; Scombridae
Gene: ncbp1
Product: nuclear cap-binding protein subunit 1
Exons: 23
Coding region: 121-2508 (795 amino acids)
Biological process (GO): mRNA export from nucleus; nuclear-transcribed mRNA catabolic process, nonsense-mediated decay; regulation of mRNA processing
Cellular component (GO): nucleus; nuclear cap binding complex
Molecular function (GO): mRNA binding; protein binding; RNA cap binding
Source: RefSeq, a predicted model, not a curated record
UGCAGAAGCGGCGGCCAGGCUGAAUGAUCUAGAAAAGCCUUGUUAAUUAAAAAAAACUUUCUUUAUUUCAUUUUUCAUAUCGUCGAGUAUCGUAAAGCGUAUCGUAAAGCGGCGUGAAACAUGUCCCGGCGACGCCAUAGCGAAGAGAGUGACGGAGGUCAGGCCCACAAACGGAGGAGAACUUCGGAGCCCAUUGAGAUUGAAGAUCGACUGGAGUCUCUGAUAUGUCGUGUGGGAGAAAAGAGCACAUCGUCCCUGGAGAGCAACCUGGAGGGUCUCGCUGGCGUUUUGGAGGCAGAUCUUCCAAACUACAAAAACAAAAUCCUUCGCAUUUUAUGUGCUGUUGCUCGCCUCCUCCCUGAGAAGCUGACGGUGUACACAACUUUAGUCGGCCUCCUCAAUGCCAGGAAUUACAACUUUGGGGGCGAGUUUGUGGAGGCGAUGAUCAGACAGCUCAAGGAGACGCUGAAAAACAACUUGUACAACGAAGCCGUUUACUUGGUACGUUUUCUGUCUGAUUUGGUCAACUGCCAUGUGAUUGCUGCUCCCUCCAUGGUGGCCAUGUUUGAAAACUUUGUCAGUGUUACUCAAGAGGAAGAUGUGCCACAGGUUCGGUCGGACUGGUUUGUGUACGUGGUGCUGUCCUGCCUGCCGUGGGUCGGUAAGGAGCUUUAUGAGAAGAAGGACGUUGAGAUGGACCGACUCCUUAGCCAAAUCGAAGGAUACCUCAAGAGGAGAGUAAAGACUCACGUUCCCAUGCUGCAGGUGUGGACAGCAGAGAAGCCUCACCCACAAGAGGAGUACCUGGACUGCCUCUGGGCCCAGAUUCAGAAGCUAAAGAAAGACCGCUGGCAGGAGCGCCACAUCCUUCGUCCAUACAUCGCCUUCGACAGCGUGCUGUGCGAAGCCCUGCAACACAACCUGCCCCCCUUCACCCCUCCUGGACACAUGCCAGACGCCCAGUACCCCAUGCCCCGGGUCGUCUUCCGCAUGUUCGACUACACCGAUGCCCCAGAGGGUCCCGUUAUGCCUGGCAGCCAUUCUGUGGAGAGAUAUGUCAUUGAAGAAAACCUGCACUGUAUCAUCAAGACUCACUGGAAAGAGAGGAAAACCUGUGCUGCCCAGUUACUCAGCUAUCCGGGGAAAAACAAGAUUCCACUCAACUAUCACAUCGUGGAGGUGAUCUUUGGGGAACUUUUCCAGUUGCCCGUUCCUCCUCACAUUGACGUCAUGUACACCACUCUGCUUAUUGAACUCUGCAAACUGCAGCCAGGAUCAUUGCCCCAAGUUUUGGCUCAAGCCACAGAGAUGCUCUACAUGAGGCUGGACACCAUGAACACCAUCUGCAUAGACAGACUUAUCAACUGGUUUUCUCAUCAUUUGAGCAACUUCCAGUUUCGAUGGAGCUGGGACGACUGGUCUGACUGUUUGACCGUGGAUCUAGAUAGGCCCAAGCCCAAGUUCGUCAAAGAGGUUCUGGAGAAGAGUAUGAGACUUUCGUACCAUCAGAGGAUAGUGGACAUCGUCCCUCCAACCUUCUCGGCCCUCAUUCCAGCUGAGCCCAUCUUCAUUUACAAAUACGCAGAUGAAACCGCUUCUUUGUUACCAGGUUAUCCCGUAUCCAUCACCGUUGGCAACGCCAUCAAGAACCGAGCGUCCAACGAAGAGAUCCUGGCCAUCCUCAAGGAAGUGCCCAACCCCAACCAGGAGGAUGACGAUGAUGAAGGAGAGGCUUUUAACCCCAUGAAGAUCGACGUGUUCUUACAGACUCUUCUUCAUCUAGCAGCCAAAUCCUUCAGUCACUCCUUCAGCGCCCUCGGCAAGUUCCAUGAGAUCCUGAAGAACCUGACGUCCAACGACGAGGGGAAGCUGCACAUCCUCAAGGUGGUGUACGAAGCGUGGAGGAACCACCCGCAGAUGAUCGCCGUGUUGGUGGAUAAAAUGGUUCGGACGCAGAUCGUGGACUGUGCUGCUGUGGCCAACUGGCUCUUCUCUCAGGACAUGGCUCACGAGUUCACCAGACUUUUCAUCUGGGAGAUUCUGCACUCGACCAUCCGUAAGAUGAACAAACACGUCCAGAAGAUCCAGAAGGAGCUGGAGGAGGCGAAGGACAAGCUGGAGAAACAGCAGCACAAGAGGAGGGACAGCGGAGACGAAGAGGACAUGGACAAGAACAGCGAGGACGAGGAGGGUCAGCUGGAGGAGCAGAUCGAUAGGCUACAGGAGAAGGUAGAGUCGGCUCAGAGCGAACAGAAGAACCUCUUCCUCGUCAUCUUCCAGCGUUUCAUCAUGCUGCUGACGGAGCAUCUGGUCCGCUGUGAGACGGGCAGCGUGGACAUCAGCACGCCUUGGUACAAAAACUGUAUCGAGAGGCUGCAGCAGAUCUUCCUCAUGCACCAUGUGACCAUCCAGCAGUACAUGGGAACCCUGGAGAACCUGCUGUUCACCGCCGAGCUUGACCACCACAUCCUGGCCGUUUACCAGCAGUUCUGCGCCCUGCAGCUCUGAAACACACACACACACACACACAUAUUUACACACUUACACUUACACACAGAUUGGAUUAAAUAUGUCGCUAAACCUACAUUAGAAACCUACCAGCUCUUGCAUCAAGAAUCUCCUCACUAGUAUUUUUUUUUUUUUUUUACCUCUAUUUUGUGUGUUUGGUGCCAUUCGACGUGUUUAGAUAUGUGCGGCUACACCUGAGGACAUUUCUCUUAAAGUAGGAAUCCAAAAGGACAAAUCCUGUCGGUUAAUUUGCUCUAGCGUUCCUUAUUCCUUAUUUUUUUAUUUCCUUUUAUUCUUUUUUUUUUUGUUUUCAUUUUUACAUUAUAAUUGUAUUCUUAUGAAUGGGUCUUUUAAAAACACAACUGUACGAACUGUUGAAGUCCAGACUGAGCUGGAGAGAUGAACAUAGGAGAAGAGGAGAUAUCAGGUCGGCUCUGAUUUGAUUCUUGAAUCUAGAGAGCGCUCUACUUUUUUAUAUUUGUUUUAUGUGGAAUUGGGAAAUAAUUAAAACUCUCCAGAG